Messenger RNA from Polyodon spathula (Mississippi paddlefish), 4942 nucleotides. Its product is annotated as zinc finger MYM-type protein 2-like. The record is from RefSeq and is a predicted model, not a curated record. NCBI's taxonomy places the organism in Eukaryota, Metazoa, Chordata, Actinopteri, Acipenseriformes, Polyodontidae. The coding region runs from base 127 to 4272 and encodes 1381 amino acids. The transcript is spliced from 23 exons. Gene Ontology annotation, molecular function: zinc ion binding.
ACUGGUUGUCACCACCCACGCGCAAAGAACGCGGUGACGUCUUAGCGCAUGCGCGAGGAGGUUUAUGGCAGGGGACAAAAGUGGCGCUACAUCGUUCCCAGCUCGAAUCGGGUGGUUUCUUAAGUAAUGGACAGAGGUUUUGUUGAGAGUUUGGAGUCAAGGUCUAUAUCGGAAGGCAACAGAACUACAGGAGCAGGAUCUAUCAUGGCUACAGGCCUUUCUGGUGUGGGUAGUGCUUUUGAAGGGGAGAGUCUUAAGCUGGUUACAAACGAGUUCCCGCACACUUCUGCGGCCACUACAGAUGACGACGACGAUGUUGUGUUUGUUGAACUCUCUCCCUCUGCACAAAACUCCACUCCCACCCCACUUCCAACCAGCACUGCUCCCCCAGCACCCCCUGCUCCCCAAGCUCCACUUGAGGUUUUUCCUAGCGUGGAGACAACAAAAAUACUUUCUCAUCCAAAGGAAGCCGUGACACCUUCUGUGGACAGUCUCGCUGAGCCCAUCGUAAUUGAUGAUGAGGAGGAUGCAGACUUGGAACAAUCUGUCACCCAUGUGUCGAGCAAAGGGACUUUCCCAGAACCUAAUGGAACUUCCAAGACGGACAUAGUGGGUUCUUCCUGCAACAAAUUGGGGUCUCCGCAGACCCACACUGUCAUGAGCACUGAGCCUGACUCAGAAAUCAAGAUUGCCAACGUCACAACGCUUGACAUGGCUUCCAUGCUUACCAGUAGUGUCCAGGGUCCUCUUGCUCCAUCUGUUACCACUGAAGGACCGCUGGACAUGAACUUGAUGAUAACCAGUGUAACCUCACUGCAAAAUGCCAGCCUGCGAGAGGUGGGGAAUGGUCCACAGAUUGGUAGCACGUUCAGUUUAAACCCAGAAGUCCAAAAUGCACCUGCCACGACCCAUACUGAUGUCAACAGGCCUGGGGUUCACUCUGGUGCUGGAACUUUUAACCCAGGGAGAAUAGGUACAACUGGAGAGGCAGUCCAGAAUGGAGAAUCUGGGACCCAUCAAAGGCCUGAUUCAUGGAUAUCCCAGUCAGCCUCUUUCCCACGAAAUCCAAAACAGCCAGGUGACGAUUCCAUGUCUCCAGCGGCUUCCUUGCCCAAAUCAGUCUUCCAAACACCUGCAUCCCAACAACCAGCUAAACCUGUGAAAGUUACCUGCGCUAACUGUAAAAAACCGUUAAGGAAAGGGCAAACAGCCUAUCAGAGGAAAGGGUCUGCCCAUCUGUUCUGUUCUACUACCUGCCUGUCAGCAUUUUCCCAUAAGCCUGCCCCCAAGAAAAACUGCACCAUGUGCAAAAAGGAUAUUACAAGCAUGAAAGGAACAAUUGUUGCUCAGGUAGAUUCAAGUGAGUCCUUUCAGGAGUUCUGCAGUCCCACCUGUUUGUCAUCAUAUGAAAAUAAGCAGAAUCCUGCCAAACCCCCUAUCAAGACAAGAUGCACCGUCUGUGGAAAGUUAACCGAGAUUCGCCAUGAAGUUAGCUUCAAAAAUGUGACACAUAAGAUCUGCAGCGAUCACUGCUUUAACAGAUACCGGAUGGCAAAUGGCCUUGUUAUGAAUUGCUGUGAGCAAUGUGGGGAGCACCUGCAGACAAAGUCAGCAGCUAACCAUUUCCUUAUAAUUGAUGGGCAGCAGAAAAGAUUUUGUUGCCAAAACUGUGUCAAAGAUUAUAAACAGGCACAUGGCAAAAUAACAUGCUGUACUGGAUGCAGAACUCCAUGUAGAUUGUUUGACAUUACUCAUUGCAUAGGACCCAAUGGCAACAUGGAGCCAUACUGUUCAACAGCAUGCAUGAACUCGAACAAGUCAAAGAACUCCAGACCUGCAGGUAUUGGUACAGCACCGACUUGCCAUUUUUGUAAAAGAAGUGCAUUACCUCAAUUUCAAGCCACAAUGCCCGAUGGGAAGCUGUAUAACUUCUGCAGCUCUGAAUGUGUGGCUAAAUUUCAGGCAAUUGGUGUCCAGUCUUCAACAAAUGGACAGACUACACCUCCCCAGAAUGAUAUCCAUUUAAAAUGUAAUUAUUGUAAAGGAUCAUUCAGUAUUAAACCGGAAACAUUGGAAUGGGAGAAUAAAGUGUACCAGUUUUGCAGUAAAACCUGUUGUGAGGACUACAAAAAGCUGCACUGUAUUGUUACAUACUGUGAAUACUGUCAAGAAGAGAAGACUCUUCAUGAAACCGUGAAAUUCUCAGGAGUUAAGAAACCUUUCUGCAGUGAGGGGUGCAAGCUGCUCUUUAAGCAGGAAUUUGCAAGACGUCUAGGCCUGAAAUGUGUAAGUUGCAACUACUGCUCCCAGAUGUGCAAGAGGGCUGCAACAAAAGAACUUGGGGGUGUUAUAAGAGACUUUUGCAGUGAAGUCUGCUCCAAGAAGUUUACAGAUUGGUAUAAUAAGGCUGCUCGGUGUGACUGUUGCAAAGUCCAAGGGAACCUUACGGAGUCGGUGCAGUGGCGAGCAGAAAUGAAACGCUUCUGUGAUCAGCUGUGCUUGUUGCGCUUUUAUUGUCAACAAAAUGUACCCAACAUGUCCACCCAGAGAGGCCCUGAAAACAUGUGCUUUGGUCAGGGAAAUCAAAGCGGAUCAAAGGCUACAAUAUCGCAUCAUACCUCGUCUGUGUCCUCUCAUUCUACAUCUCCUUUAAAGGAUAUGAAGAAUAAGUCUAUACUCUGCAAACCUUUGACAAUGACAAAAGCCACAUACUGUAAACCACACAUGCAGACAAAGUCAUGUCAGACAGAAGAAGAGGUAAAGACUAAAUAUAUUCCAGUUCCCAUUCCAGUACCAGUGUAUAUCCCAGUACCUGUUCAUUUGUAUAGCCAGAAUACACCUGUUCCACUGACUUUACCUGUUCCGGUUCCUGUUCCAGUGUUUCUACCGACAACACUGGAUAGUGCAGAAAAGAUUGUGCAGACCAUAGACGAGUUAAGGGCAAAGAUUCCUUCAGAUCCCCUGGAAGCUGAUAUUUUGGCAAUGGCAGAAAUGAUAGCUGAGGCUGAUGAGAAAGAAGACUGUGCAGGUAUUAGUUAUCCCACAACCUUGUCUGCAGAUGUGAAGAGUGAAGUGGAUGGCAUUGGGGAGAAAGUGAAGUCAACUUCAACAGAUAAUUUAUAUGAACCUGAGUUGGACUUGGAAACUGAUUUUCCAAAAGUUGCAGAAGAGCUUAAAACUGAAAUUGCAUUCAUGUUGCCUCAAGUUUUGGGAGAAGAGAACGAAGAAAAGGAAGAGAAGCCUCGACCUCAAGUAAAGAAGAAGGGAAGUAAAAGAGGAGCAAUUUUAUGUAGCAAUUCCCAAGUUGGAAAACCAGACACACCAGAAAGUGGAUUUGCCUUGAAGUCUACCUAUGGGAUUAAUGCAUGGAAGCGAUGGAUUUUAACUCAAAAUGAAGCCGACGAGGACAAAAAACAAAAAGAUGAAGUUAAACAUACAAAGCCAGUAAGGUUAAAAAUGGAUCUGCUCUCACAUACAGCAGCCGAGUUAAACUACGGGUUAUCUCACUUUGUCCGUGAGGUUCGGAGGCCGAAUGGGGAGUGCUAUUCACCAGAUAGCAUUUAUUAUCUUUGUCUUGGCAUCCAACAGCACCUGUAUGUAAAUGGGAGAGCUGACAACAUAUUCAGUGAUCCUUGUUACCAGAUGUUUGGACAGGAAUUAAACAGAAUCUUCAAGGACUGGCAUCCAAGUGUGCUUCCGGAUGGUUCAAUUUUCAGUAGAAUUGAGGAGGAAUAUCUGUGGAGCUGUAAACAGUUUGGAGAACACUCCCCUAUGGUUUUGCUUAGUACUCUAGUAUACUUUAACACUAAGUAUUUUGGUUUGAGAACAGUGGAUCAGCACUUAAGACUUUCGUUUGGGAAUGUGUUUCGGCAAUGGAGGAAGAAUCCUCAUACAAAAGAGAGUACAGUGUGCAUUCGAGUACACUCUGUUUCUGAAGAGCUAGAUAAAACUGCAACAAGAAAGAGAAAACAUAAAGAUGAUGAAGAUCCUGAUUACGAGCCUGAAGGAAACUCUGCAAGUCUAUCUUGGUGUCCUGCCAAAAAGCGUGAAAGCCACUUGUAUGAGCUGUACCUCUCUAAGUGUCCUGAAAGUCUUAAGCCGAGAAUGGAUUUGUUUUAUAUGAAGCCAGAAAGCUCCAGCUCACCGGAUAGUCCAUUAUGGUACACCACCACAUCCCUGGACAGGAACACUUUGGAAAGCCUGCUUACACGCAUUCUUUUAAUAAGGGACAUUUACGAUGAAAGAGACACUUCAUUAGAUGAAGAAGAUUAAUCUUCAAGACUCUUUCAGUCAUACUGGAAUAUACAGCAUUAAAUGAAAUGCUGCGAACUAGGAAAAAAAUGUACACAAAUUGAAAUGAUCCUCCGCUCAUACAUCUGUAGCAUUAUGCCCAGAUUGGGCUCUGUUCUGUAAAUUAAAUUUUUUGAGUGAAGGAGAAGGUUGAUGUUAUCUACGUAGUGAUUUUAGCAAACUAAAUACUCGCUCAUGAAAGCCUUUUUUUAAAAUUAUUUAUUGAUUUAUUACAGAAUCUGUAUGGGACUGUGCCAUGUCUAAUCCACCAACCCCCCUGCCCCCCAUUAAGAACAUUUAAAUGUUGCGGCAGCUGCAUUGUUUAAAAGUUUCUCUCUUGCAGGAAAAUGUGGCGCUUGUUUUUCUUUUCUUUUUUUUGCUGGGUCCUUUAUAUCAGAAGGAUAAUGUAAUACAGACUUUACUUUAGCACUAUUAAAGAAAUUUAGAACACUUUCUGUUCAUGUUGUGUUCUUAUGAGAUAACAUGUUCCUUGAGGGUGUUUUUUGGAAACAUAGGGGUCAAUUAUUAAAUCGUUUAACUGCUGUUUUUGUGUAAUUUAAUCAUGCCCAUAAGGACAGUCUGUGUGGUUUUGUAAAUUCAGUGACAACUUUAACAGCUGAUCUCUUAAACCAUUAAAGAUAAAUAACUAAUA